Messenger RNA from Pedinophyceae sp. YPF-701, 1101 nucleotides. Lineage: Eukaryota; Viridiplantae; Chlorophyta; Pedinophyceae. The record is from the annotation of a GenBank genome assembly.
AUGUUCGCGCACGUCCACGCAGCGCGCCCGCAGGUCGCCGUCCGGCCCCUGCACCGCCGCGCGGCCCCCGCGCAGGCUCUGGGCCGCCCAGCCACCCGCACCCGCCGCGUGCCGUCGCCCCUGCGCGCCGAGCCGCCGAAAAACGACACCGACACCUCCAGCACCAGCUCUGAGCAGGAUGCGAGGAUCAAGGAGAUUUCGGACCAAAUGAGGAGCCAGGGGGUGGACCGAGCGCGUGCGAGGGAGCUCCUCGCGAUGUGGGAGAAGCAGGCCGACUCCGGGUCCCCCGAGGACAUCAAGAAGGUCCUGGCGAAAGGAGCGCUCGCCCCCGUCGUCGCGUUCUCCACACAGCUCGUCAUCGACGCCGUGGUGGCCGUGGCGUCGUUCAACGCGGCGGUCAUGCUCGGGCAGAGUGACGACUUCUUCGGCAAGUGGCUUCUCGGGGGACUCGCGUACGGCGCGAGCUUCUACUACGGCGCCGAGGCGCUCCUGAGCCUCUUCCUGCUCAUCUCCACCGGCAUCUCGACCUACUACUUCUCCACCAACGCAGACGCGUACGUCAAGGCCGUGCAGUCCCUCGCUGGCGGCGAGACCGGCCUGGGCGUCGUCGACCGCGCCAAGAAGGCCGCGAGUGCUGCCAAGGUGGUGCGCAUGCUCAACCAGAUGUCCGCGGCGCUGCGGGCGGACUCGGAGAACGCCAAGGCCGAGGCCGCGCAGGGCGCCAAGCGCACGCUGUCGAACCUGUCGUCCUACCUGCUCCUCGCGGACGCACAGACCAAGCUCGGGUUCCGCGCGGAGGACUACGGCCUCACGCAGGCCGACGCCGAGAGCAUCGCGCGCGUGUUCGUGCGGUACGACAAGAACAGCGACCUGCGGCUCGAGGUGGCGGAGCUCGCGGUGCUGGCCAAGGAGCUCGGGCACGACAUGGGGCGCGAGGAGACGGAGACCGCCAUCCGCGUGCUCGACAAGAACAAGAACGGGUACGUGGAGUUCGACGAGUUCGUGCAGUGGUGGACGAAGGAGGUGUCGCCCACGGGGAGCAUGCUGGCGUCGAUCGACGAGGCGGAGGCCGCGGGGGUGUCUGCGGGCAACACGGGGUGA